AUGUUGAAACUUGAAGCCAACUGUGAAGAUUUCACCGAAAAUACAUUAAUCUCUUACCAGAAUUUUUUUUUGAGCAACCAAGAACCACCUACACCAGUGAAACUAGCUGUUGAUUUACCGAUACAAACUCAAAAACAGCUAGAUACUCAAACUAAUCAUUUAACCAAUUUAACUCACACAUAUAUAGCUGGUAAUAUUGUCAAAAAGUUAAAUCAGGAAAUUUUAAAAAACUGUGAUGAAUGUUUGAAGAAAAUUUGUUCUAAUCAGGUAACUCAAGAACAUGAAUUGAUCGAUGCCCGAGAAUAUAAAGGCAAUAAAAUGAUGUUUUUGAAAUACCCUGCGACAGAUUUUCGAAUUUUAAUUCAUAAUGUAAUGAUGUAUGUAAGUGGUAUUUUACCAACUAAAUGCCACUCUCCUGAAAUAGGAGUGAUAUUGAUAAAUUAA
Macrosiphum euphorbiae (potato aphid) is the source of this 444-nucleotide messenger RNA. The record is from the annotation of a GenBank genome assembly. NCBI's taxonomy places the organism in Eukaryota, Metazoa, Arthropoda, Insecta, Hemiptera, Aphididae.